AUGCUCAUUAAAACGAUGGAGAAUAAUGAAGAAAUCCUUCAAGCACUGCAUGAGUUCGAGAGCGCAACAAAUGCUGAGAAAGUCCUUACACAAGAAUUAGAGGACAUGCUCUUGUACAUCGCCAAGACAGGGAGAGUCUUAUUUCCAUGGAAUUCAUUAAAACCUGUCUUCUUAUUUAAACUUGACAAGGUAAUGCGAGAAUUCUUUGAGAGCAGCCCAUCCAGGAAUGCAUCAUCUACUGAACCAACGGUUACAGCAGACUUUGAAGUAAUGAGGCAGAGACUUUUGGAUUGUCUGGAUUCAUUCACAAGUGCACCUUUUACUAUCCAAAGACUUUGUGAGUUGAUGAUGGAACCCAGGAAAAACUAUAGCAACAGUGAAAAAUUCAUGAGAGGAGUUGAGAAGAAUGUACUUGUGGUUAGCACAGUGGAUUUUGGUAGAGAUGAAGUUGCAGUCUAUGGUCUCACGAACAACAUUGAUGGGCAACACACGUUGUCAAAUGUCCCUAAUGGUCCAGUUACAAACGGAGUUAUGAGCUUAGGAGCCUCGUCUGAAGGAAGCUUUGUCGCAGAUCAUGGUUAUGACGAACGACUUUCACCUCAUGUCACGCCAGAUAACGUGACACAAAAUGUCACACCAGGCACAAAUGGACCUACACCUUUAAACGCCCAUGAAAAUGGACAUGAUACUCAAGAACAUUAUAAUGAAGCCAAUUCAACAGCUAAUUCCACGGGAGUGGAAACAGCAGCCUCGUUAGCUCCACCAGAACACGAAGUACGCGAAGAAAAGAGUGAAGUACUGAGUACGAGAGAUGGAGAACAUGUUGAACUAGAGCAGGCACCAGAAAGAGAUCUUAGUGAUGGGUUGCCUGUGACUUGUGCAUCCAGAAGUCCUGCAGAAGAAAAAGAAGCCGCCCAAGUACUUCAGGAAGAUUCAAAACAACCAUCAACAACGGAAAUAAAAAGUGACUCUGCUGAGCAACAGACUCUUGAAACAGAGACUUCAAAAAGCCCUGAGAAAAUCGAAACAAAUGGAGACGAAGAGCCGAUGGAUGAAAAUUAACAUACAGUUUACAUGUACUUCAGAUCAGUGAUAAUGUUCCUAUGUAUCAACAAAUGGCUGUUCUCAAUUCCUUCGAGUUCGAAAGACAAGUAACCUCACAAGAUGAAGAGAUCGUGGCCGCAUAAACCACAUUUUGAAUGACACCUUCAAGUUGUUCAGAACGAUCGUUCAAACGAAAGAACAUUCUAUUAUUCGUAAAAUUUUUAUUUUAUUAAUAUUUUGUUGGUUUGUUUUCUCAUUCAUUGUUUUAGUAGGAAAAUGUCUUUAUAGACCUCAAAAGAGAAUUUUGGCUUUAUAUUGUCCAAUCAAAUUGCAUUGCAGACUUUAAUGUUUCCUCUCUGCAGCCAUUACUUUGCAGACAUGUUUUGUAGGGUUUAACUUCUCACGUGUAUGGGAGUCAGACUUAAUUUCUUAACUAAUAGACGGAAGUUCUGCUCUAAGUUACUUUUCCUUCACUUUUGUACUUUACAUCUUCGCAGUUAACGCUAUCCAUAACUCUCAAUAUUGUAAACUUUCUUUACACAUUCCGUUUAAUACUAUGCGUUUGUCUUGAACGUGCGUGUUCGGGAGUUUCUAAGGUGUUAUUUCUGAUGUCGUUCGCCUUCUUUUGAAACUUCCUUGGUCGUGACUGCUACUUUCACGUAAUUUUUACCUAUUCAGUUAUCAUCAUUCAAUUCUUUCAGCCCUUUUCACCAACUCUUCAUGUUUUAUGUUCUCUUCCUUCUUCCGUAGCAUUUCCUCAAGGCUAUUUUUGAGACUUUCUCUCUAGUUUUGAUUCGAGGAGAGAGAGAACAUGGAUUUCAGUAACAAAAGUUUCCCAAAAGAGAAGGUGACGCUAAUAUUCGUCAGCUCUAUGUAACAUUAACUUGGGUUCAAUUUAACAAUAUAACAAAAGCUAUCAUAUGAAAGGUGGAAUUUUCUUUUUUUAUCUAUAAGUAGGAAUUGCCUUCUCUAAGUGUAGAAAGCCAAAGCAAAAAAUUAAAUCAGUCAAACAAUAUUAUUGACAAUUUUUCGUAAUCUGAAAUGUAUUGCUAAUGCAUUGAUCAAUUUGAAGCCUCAACAUCGAUGCACCCCCCCUCCCCGGGGGAGUUUGAACUUUUAAAGAUUGUUUCGUCCAAAGUCCCGCCUAACGGGGCAAAAUCUGAGUUGAAAUUAAUUUGUGUUGAAAUUUGAUGGCCAAUUUUUUUGUAACAGACUAGAUGAGCGGCCGUGAUUUUCUUCACAAAAUUGGUCGUUUACCUGUUUAAACACCCCCAUAUUAAAAGAUAAAACACGUGUAUUCCACGAAAAGAGUGGAGAGUGCCGCUUCAAAUUUCCCACCCCACCCAAGCAAGAUUCGAAUUUCACCUCCCCAGGUGGGAGGACAGAAAUGCUUGUGGUUGCCUAUAGUGGUGAUGGCGAAGCUUCGAUUAAUCGGUGCAUAAUUGCUUUUAAAAACUAUUUUUACUGUUCGAACUUGAAUUGCUGAGCUUUUUCAUAAUGUGGCGUUACCUAAGUUGCUCACCAAUCUCAUUCCCAGGGAAUUUUGGUCACUCUUUUUCCCGACCUAUGGUCAGGGGAACAAGGACUCUGCAGUAAGAUUUUUAUGAAACGUAUGAGACACUGAAAGAUUUCAUUAAAACUUCUAAAGUAACCCA
Pocillopora damicornis (cauliflower coral) is the source of this 2699-nucleotide messenger RNA. Its product is annotated as serine/threonine-protein phosphatase 4 regulatory subunit 2-B. The record is from RefSeq and is a predicted model, not a curated record. NCBI's taxonomy places the organism in Eukaryota, Metazoa, Cnidaria, Anthozoa, Scleractinia, Pocilloporidae. Gene Ontology annotation, cellular component: protein phosphatase 4 complex; nucleus; cytoplasm. Gene Ontology annotation, molecular function: protein phosphatase regulator activity.